Messenger RNA from Haliotis rubra (blacklip abalone), 1240 nucleotides. Its product is annotated as coiled-coil domain-containing protein 124-like. NCBI's taxonomy places the organism in Eukaryota, Metazoa, Mollusca, Gastropoda, Lepetellida, Haliotidae. The coding region runs from base 188 to 841 and encodes 217 amino acids. Gene Ontology annotation, molecular function: transcription coactivator activity. Gene Ontology annotation, biological process: transcription by RNA polymerase II. The transcript is spliced from 5 exons. The record is from RefSeq and is a predicted model, not a curated record. Gene Ontology annotation, cellular component: nucleus.
CAGUUCCUGUAGUUUCACUUCCGUUUUGCGUGUAAAUAUUGCAAAGUUGUGUGAAAUAUUAAAGUCGGCUGCCUUUCUGUGUGUAGGACUCAACUGAUGGUCAUAACCAGUCUGUUUAACCAUUUCGUUAGUCCAAAGGAAAAGUUUACAGAUAUAUUGAAGUACUGGACAUUUUGAUAUUUCAAAAAUGCCGAAGAAAUUCAAAGGAGAAAAUUCGAAAGCAGUAGAAGCAAGGGCAAGAAGAGAUGCCCAAAAAUAUGCUGAACAAGAAAAGAAACAAAAAGAAGCUGAAGAUGAGCUUUGGAGAGAUGAUGACAAGCAUGUUGCAAGAAAACAGCAACGUAAAGAGGACAAGGAGAAGAAGCGCUUGGAGCAAGUGGAGAAGAAGAAAGAGCUGCAGCAGCUUCAUGACGAAGAGAUGAGCAAGCUGAAGAGUGCAAAACCUGUGGCUGCAGCCAAGUUAACACGUGCAGAAAUUGCUGCACAGCAGGAGAGACUUCAAGCAGCAGCUGCAGCAGCUGAGAAGCAGGAAAAGGAGUUAGUGCAUGAUGAAAAACCCCUUGAAGAAAACAUCAACCGCCUGGACGUGGAGGGCCAGGAAGCAAGAACUGUUGAGGAGGCCAUUUCCCUUCUCAGUAUUAAACAAGAAAAACUUGAGCGACAUCCCGAAAAGCGUGUCAAAGCAGCAUAUACUGACUUUGAAGCAGAGCAUCUUCCACGUCUCAAACAAGAAAAUCCCAAUCUCAGAUUAUCACAGUUAAAACAAAUGUUGAAAAAAGAAUGGCAAAAGUCACCUGACAACCCACUCAAUCAAAGGUCAAUUUCAUAUAAUUCAAAAUGAACUGUUUUUAAAAUGGCAGAUGUGUUACCUUCUGUUGUUAAUCCCAAGUGAAGUCUUAUUAUUAAAUAGGUUACUUCAGGUUACACAAGCUGCCAGUACUGGUGAACUCAGUUUGGAGGACGGUGAGAGACCUGGAAUGUACAUGUUUUGAAUAAUAUACCCUCAGUGUUGUCAUGGUGACAAGAACCAUGCUUUGAAACUCCAUAUUGUCGAUCAGUAUUGAAACAGUGCUACUCCAGCACGUGCUACACACUCGAUCUGAUCACACAUGUGCACACAAAUCCAAAGAGGCAUUAAAUAUGUUGAUUGAUGUGAAAACUGUUUAUUAUAUCAUGUGGCUUCUUCGCACUGUCCCCGCCAUGAUAUUGCUAAAAGCAGCAUAAAACCAUACUCACUCUU